This is a messenger RNA of Magnolia sinica, 729 nucleotides long. RefSeq names its product MDIS1-interacting receptor like kinase 2-like. The transcript is spliced from 3 exons. Lineage: Eukaryota; Viridiplantae; Streptophyta; Magnoliopsida; Magnoliales; Magnoliaceae. The record is from RefSeq and is a predicted model, not a curated record. Bases 1 to 729 code for a protein of 242 amino acids. Gene Ontology annotation, biological process: protein phosphorylation. Gene Ontology annotation, molecular function: protein kinase activity; ATP binding.
AUGGGAUUGAUGUAUUUGAACAGAUCGUGGAAGCGACAGAGGGUUUCGACGACAAAUGCCUCAUCGGAAUUGGAGGUCUAUGAGUACAUGGAAAGGGGAAGCUUGGCUAGCAUCCUAAGCAAUGACAGAGGAGCUGUAGAGUUGGACUGGACUCUAAGGGUGAAUGUUAUUAAAGGUGUGGCCCAUGCAUUAUCUUACAUGCACCAUGAUUGCACCCAACCAAUUGUCCAUCGAGACCUAUCAAGCAACAACAUUCUGCUGAAUUCGGAACUUGAGGCCUGUGUCUCUGACUUUGGCGCUGCAAGAUUGUUGAUACCUGAUUCGUCCAAUUGGACUACGCUUGCCGGCACUUACGGAUACAUCGCUCCAGAGCUUGCAUAUACAAUGAGGGUAACUGAAAAAUGCGACGUAUAUAGCUUUGGCAUUGUGGCACUUGAAGCGAUGAUGGGGAGGCAUCCUGGGGAGCUCAUCUCCUCUCUGACACCACCAAGUAGACAAGAUACACUGCUAAAGUAUAUGUUGGACCAACGUCUCCCAGACCCCAUAGCUGUGGUUGCACACGAAGUCAUAUUUGUGGUGUCCAUGGCACUUUCAUGCAUUCGGCCGGAUCCAAACUCUCGGCCAACCAUGCACCACGUGGCUCAAGAGUUGUCUAUUGGUGGGUCUUCCUUUUCUCUAGGGCCAUUCCACACACUUACAUUACAUCAACUCAUGGAUCUUAAGGUAUAG